Messenger RNA from Botrytis deweyae, 1620 nucleotides. RefSeq lists its product as uncharacterized. Gene Ontology annotation, molecular function: carbohydrate:proton symporter activity. The coding region runs from base 1 to 1620 and encodes 539 amino acids. Gene Ontology annotation, biological process: transmembrane transport; carbohydrate transport. The transcript has 4 exons. The record is from RefSeq and is a predicted model, not a curated record. Gene Ontology annotation, cellular component: membrane. NCBI's taxonomy places the organism in Eukaryota, Fungi, Ascomycota, Leotiomycetes, Helotiales, Sclerotiniaceae.
AUGGCGACAACAAAUUCACCUGUUGUGGACAACAAGACCACAGACGAUAAUGUUAAACUGUCAGCACAGCAUCUCGAACGCGUGGAAACGGUCGACACAACUCAACCCGAUGUUUCGGACCUCAGCAUUUGGCAGACAAUCAAACAAAAUCCUUUCAUCGUGCUAUGUUGUAUCUAUGCUAAUAUGGGGGCACUGAUGUACGGAUUCGAUAACAUUGCACUUUCACUUUGUUUGAACAUGGUGCCAUUCCAAGCGCAAUUUGGUGAACAAAUAUCCCCUGGUACAUACAUAAUACCUGCUUAUUGGCAAUCAUUGUGGAAUGCCAUGGCACAAGUAUGUACAGGUUUUGGUGCUUGGGGAGCUGCCCCUGUGUCAGAUCGUUUCGGUCGUCGUGUUUCCUUCUGUGUAUCUGGACUCAUCUCAAUUGCCGGGACUGCUGUCAUAUACACAGCCACAACACCUGGAGCUUUUCUCGGAGGCAAAAUGGUGAAUGCUAUUGGACUUGGUAUGGCUUUGACUACCGGUCAAAUCUAUGUAUCAGAAAUUACUCCUCUUAGGAUUCGCGGAGUAGCAUUAUCAGCGUAUGCUUUUAGCAUGAAUUUAGGAUACCUUAUCGCGGCAUCUGUUGCCUUCGAUCGUGUAACAAUCAUGGAUCAGUCUUCAUACAAAGUUCUCUUCGCCUCAAACUGGGUUUGGCCGCUAGUCAUUAUUUUAUUCGCUUUCAUCAUUCCUGAAUCACCCUAUUACCUUGUCCGAAAAGGCAAUUUAUCUUCUGCCACCAAAGCUCUUUCAAAACUUUACAACAAGUCGAUCUCAGUCGAACCCAUUCUCGGUAGUAUGGUCCGAAUUACACGGGAAGAAGAGUUCCAAGCCAACGCCAGUAGCGAAACUUCUUACAUGGACCUUUUUAAAGGUACAAAUUGGCGCAGGACAAGAAUCAUUCUUUACACAAACGGUCUCAAUCAAAUGAUUGGUGCUACUUUCAUCUCUAACGCUCCAUACUUUAUGAUCACAGCCGGCCUUUCUUCAUCUCAAUCUUCAAUGAUGAUUGAAUUGGGUAUUGGUUUUGCGUUGAUUAGUAGUUUCUUUACAUUUUGGUUCAUGACUUUCAUUGGAAGAAGAAAAAUGAUCUUAUCUGGUAUUUCAGUUGCUGUUGUUCUCUUCUUGAUCAUGGGUAUUGCAGCAAGUGUCUCUUCAUCGAAAGCAUCAUCAUGGUGUGUGGGUGUAACACUCCAAAUGGUUUGGUUCACCAUCGGCCCCUCCAUCGGCCCUUCCAUCUCCCUUGCCGGAGAAAUCUCCUCUCUCCGUCUACGAGCUAAAUCCCAAUCCCUCGGUUUCUUUUUCAACUAUUCUUAUUCUACUGUUUGGAAUGUAGCUGUACCAUACAUGUUCAAUGCGACCGAAGGAAAUCUAGGUGGGAAAAUGGGAUGGAUAUUUUUUGCAACAGCUUGUAUUGCAUGGUUUAUUGUGUGGAUAGAGAUACCAGAGACGAAGGAUAGAACAUAUGGAGAGUUAGAUGAGAUGUUCAAUGAGAGAGUGUCAGCGAGGAAGUUUAAGACGUACAGAACAGAGAGAAGAGUAGCAGAUGCAAAAGUCGAAGAUGAGAAUCCCGGGGUGUGA